CAUAAUUUAGUUACAUAUACAUGAACAUCAUCAAAAGUUAAAUUAAACUAAUAUGGAAACGUCUCCUAACUUAAAUAUCUCAGAGCCGUCGCCGGAAUUUUUGCAGAGGAAGAUUUAUUUUUUAGUUGAUCAAUUAAAAGCUAUGCAUGCAGAAUUGCCAGAAAAACUUCAAACUCGUAUUUCGUAUGAUUUACUCACAGAACUGGCCAAUUGCGUUCUUAACGACAGCAUUUUUGAUAUAGUCAAGGCACUUAUGGAUUUACAGCAUGUUACGGAAAAGCACCUUAUACAAAUGCGUGCACAGGUAGAAAACGAAUAUGAAAUCGAGGUUGCUAACUGGUGUGAAAAAAUUAAAGAUGCUGAGGAAUUACAACAUAUUUUGGGAUUAUUGAAAAUUAAACAUCGAAAGAAACUAUUGGAGACGGAUAAGAAAAUUGUUGAGGCUCUCGAUCAGAAAGUUUACGAUCAACAGUCCACAUUGCAAAAGGCAGGCGUACCUGGCUUCUAUGCAACACAAAGUCUGAAAGAGAUCAAAGUGCAAAUGUUUUUGCUAGAUUUUAUUUUACGUUUAAGUCGUGUUAAAUAUGAAUCUACUAAUAAGUAGCGAAAGCACCAAUGUCUACCAAAAACAAGUAAAAAAACUAAAGUCGGGUGUCCCGACUUUGAAAUACUCUGUACAUAUGUUUACAAUAAUUAGAGAAAUUAAAAAAAGUAAGAGAAUUAAAAAAAAAAAAUUCCGAUCAA
Scaptodrosophila lebanonensis is the source of this 744-nucleotide messenger RNA. It is a transcript of the gene gdl, whose product is annotated as gonadal protein gdl. Bases 53 to 604 code for a protein of 183 amino acids. The record is from RefSeq and is a predicted model, not a curated record. The transcript is spliced from 3 exons. Lineage: Eukaryota; Metazoa; Arthropoda; Insecta; Diptera; Drosophilidae.